Messenger RNA from Erythranthe guttata (spotted monkey flower), 1758 nucleotides. RefSeq lists its product as uncharacterized. The record is from RefSeq and is a predicted model, not a curated record. Lineage: Eukaryota; Viridiplantae; Streptophyta; Magnoliopsida; Lamiales; Phrymaceae.
AAUAAGUUGCAGGUGGGUCAACUGUGUGACCAAUUGUUGCUUCUUGUAAUGAAAUCUCCUUUGCUUAGAUCCAACCUACACAAUUCAUGAACCCUAAAUUUAUUUCAAUUUGUUAAUAUUUUUGCCCUAAUUCAGCCUUAGUUUUCGAAUUAUUCUGCUUGUAAUCUAAGCUUUCAGUUAAUAGUGAAACAGAGACAAGAUUUCCAAAAUUCCGCUGGAGAUACGGGUUUUUUUAGCUUCGUUUCGACAGAAAUGAUCGAAACAAGCUAAAGUUUUGAUUUUGGCAGACGCUGAAUUUUAGUGGAAUGGAUAAGAAAGUGGUUAUUGCCUUUAUUUUCAUCUUCGUUUUUGUUUCAAACACUUGCAAUGCUUCUUCUUCAGUUUUUCGUCUCCGGAAAUUGAUCGACGGUGAAUCCAACAAUGCUACAAGGACUCCAAAGGUUUCACCAACUGGAAGCCCGGCUAACGAAACGAAAACAAAUCCGAUAAAUGCAGGGGAUUCUGAAGGAGAGAAGCCGAAAGAAUCUCCGAUAGGAGACCAGACGAACAGUACUAAGACUCCGCCAACUGACUCAAACAACUCGAACAAAACCGAUAAUGGCAGUGAAAGUUCUGAUGCUCCUAGCCCGCCCGCUGGAGUGAAGAAUGAUACUACAGUUGAUGGAAAAAGUGGGAACGCGUCUAAUGAAACUACGUCGAAGUUGGGCAACAAUGGCAGCUGCAAGGGAUCCCAGAUUACCUGCAGGGACCAACAGAUGUUUGCCUGCAUUGAAGCCUCAAAAGAUGGUUCCAAAAACAUGUUUGUUGUGGUGCAAAAUGAAGGAGAAAUUACUUUGAAAGUUACUCUCAGUUUACCCAAUUAUUUGAAGAAUGGUAUGCCGGCUUUUGAGGUACCCAAACACGAAAGCAAUAGGAUCGAUGUAUCCUCAAAUGUGGGCAAGAGCACCAAACUAAUAGUGGACUCUGGAAAAUACAAAUGCGUGCUUCAAUUGGUCCAUCCCGUUUCUGUAGACAACCUUAUCGAACAGCUCUCCUACUACUCUAAGCAAGUGACCCCAAUCUAUAUCGUAUACACCUCCUUUCUUAUAGCACUACUAUUUGGAGGGACAUGGGCUUGUUGCAAAUUGAAGAAGAGAAACCAACAAGAUGGAAUUCCAUAUCAAGAACUCGAGAUGGGCUUGCCAGAAUCUGCUUCGGCUGCGAAUGUGGAUGCGACAGAAGGUUGGGAUCAUGAUUGGGAUGACGAUGAUGACUGGGAUGAGGACAAUUCGGUAAAAUCACCUAUAGUGAAUCAAGUUAGAACUGUUUCUGCCGAGGGCCCCACAGUUAGGCCUUCUAAGAAAGACGGAUGGGAAGAUGAUUGGGAGGAUUAGGAAUACAUGUUCAGAGGUAACGAAAAACUACUUUGCCUCCAAAGGAGGACACAACACACACACGAUCGAUCAAGAGGGAGAAAAGGCGAAUAGCAAAUGCCGGAAAGCUAUCGGUAAAUUAUCAAUCUUUUUUUUUUGUUAUGAUUAAUUGUAAACACUGCUUGUUGAUAUAGGGUUGUUUCAUUUUGGUAUUAAAGAAAGAAGCUUCCUUCUUUUUGUAAGGGAUUGUUACACUUGGGUGGUGUGAUAGCUGUAAAAACUAGAAAGCAUACAGUUUAUUACUUUCCUUUUCAAUGGGUUUUGGAUAGGGGAAUAUUUUGACAUCAUAAACUAUUGAUUUUUCAGAUUUGUUCCUAUAAUAUAUUUUUACUAUUUUUUUUUUUUA